AUGCAGUACUAUGCCAUUAUUAUAAGCAGUGCUCAAAAGAAAAUGACUGAUGCUGAAGAAAUAAUGAAAAGAAUUGUGGACCACAAAGGUGUGACUCAGUUAAUGGUAAUAAAUCAAAAUGGCCAUCCUCCAAAUAUGACAUUUGAAAUAAAUGAAGCUUCAGAGUCACAAGUUAAACAUAUUCACGAGUUUGCCAUUGCAGCCAGACGCGUUGUCGGAGACAUGGACCCAACAGAUAAUCUUGUUUUCCUCAGAACAAGCUCAGACAACUUUGAGAUUUUGAUUUCACCAGAUGAAGAGUUCACGGUAGUUGUGGUACAAGAAAAGAUGGAGAAAACAACAAAAAUAAAUGAAAACAUCUUCCAGCAAUGCUAA
Molecule: messenger RNA, 375 nt
Organism: Biomphalaria glabrata
Lineage: Eukaryota; Metazoa; Mollusca; Gastropoda; Planorbidae
Product: dynein light chain roadblock-type 2-like
Exons: 1
Coding region: 1-375 (124 amino acids)
Biological process (GO): microtubule-based movement
Cellular component (GO): cytoplasm; cytoplasmic dynein complex
Molecular function (GO): dynein intermediate chain binding
Source: RefSeq, a predicted model, not a curated record